CUCUUGGAAAGUGCAACCUGCUAGUCGUGGAUCCGAAAACGAACUUGCGCCACUCUCAACGGCCCCGUUUCAACUUCAUUGCUACGGACAACAACACACUCCCUUGGCUGGAUUUCCAAUUGCAGUGGCUCGACACUGCUGUAUCCCUCCGAUGCAGGGCGAGGGGCAUACCAGCCUCGAAGGGCAAGUCUUCUUCCCUUGCUGACCAUCGUCAUCGACAUCAACACCACCUCUGAAUCCCAAGCCUCCGUGGACGGAUGGUCGAGAACGCUGGCCAAGAUGGCAUCGUCUCCUAACGCCAACGACGAUUUUCACGCAGAGGAGCAGCUCAAGCGCAGACGCCUCCUAGCCAGCGGCCAAAGACCAAAUGGCGACAGCGAAGGGUUCAUGGCAGCAAGAGGCGGUCUUCUCAAAAAGACGUCCUUCUCCAUAUCGCGCAAGGACAGCAGCUUCACCCCCAAGGAGAUCUUCGACGAGCUCCAUGCCCAUGUCCAGAACCAAGGGUCGCCCGGCGUGGCAGAGGCGCUGGUCCAAAGGCUGCUCCUGGCGGGAGGUAAUAUCAAUAACCCCAACACCAAGCCCAAGACCGCCUUCUCCCUCAAGCGCAGGAGCAUGAACGACCUUGUCCAGACACAGAGCCAGAUCCUCCAGGAGGCUGUCAAGAAUGGCCAGGAAGACAUGGUUGCUGUCCUCGUCCCCCACGCAGACCCCGCCAUCGUCGACGCCGCACUGCCGCUGGCCCUGGCCAAGGGCAGCCUUAAGAUGACCGAGGUCCUUCUUUCUCACGGCGCCAACCUAUCGACGACGCCCGAGGGGCGCUUCCAGUUUCAGCAGCUGUGCAUUAAUGGUGAACAGGCUGACCUGGUGGGCCUGCUCCUCCAGUCGGACGGGAGGCCGCCCCCGGAUUGGAUCUCAGGAGCCAUGGUCUUAGCGGCGAGGAAGGGCCAUCUCGCCACCGUGGUGCGGUUGAGCAGGUCUGUCGCGGACGGGAGCUAUAAUGAGGCCGAGGCUCUGAAGCUGGCCGUCACCAUGUGCCGCAUCGAUAUCGCGCUGGCCAUCCUUACCGGCCGCAAGCCACCAGCCAGGGAACAUGUCAAUGAGGCCUUUAAGCUCCUGUUCGAGUAUGCCAACAUUAUGCCGACGGAGAAAAAGUGUUUUGCGGAUGUCCUGCUUUUGGCUGGUGCAGAGGGCGACGUCACGGCCGAAGCACUUGUCAAGGCCUGCGAGACGGAGUUCUACGACAUGAUUGACCUCCUCAUCACGGCCGGCGCAUCUAUCGACUACGGCCAUGCAAUGGCUGUGAGAAACGCUAUCCAGAAGGGUAACACAAGCCUGGUCAAGGUACUGCUGGGUAACGAGGCUGCCUUGAAGCCAGACCUGGCAGCAGACCUGAUUCCCGAGAUACCGAAGCGCACAAGCCCUGAGGACAGGCUGGAGCUGCUUACCCUCCUCCUCCGGAAGGGGGCAGGAGGCUCGCAGCUGGAUGACGCCUUGGUCGAUGCCGUUGAGGCCCACGAUCUCAAGUGCGUUACGCUACUCCUCACACCGCAGUUCCCUGGGAGCGGCAGGUUGCAGCCCAGCGGCAGCCACGACCUGAAGCGAGGCCCACGGAGCAUGAUCUUCGAGCAUCAUGCCACAUCCAGUGUGAAUCACAAGGGCGGGCUGGCUCUCUCGAUAGCCGUCCGUACGGGCCAGAUCCCCAUAGCCGAGAGCAUCCUCGCAGCAAAACCGAGCCUCGAGACGCUUGCCCAGGUCUUUCCACUCAUCAGCCAGCUCGAACCGGCACAGAGAUAUCGUCUGACAGAAUCUUUCCUAAAGGCUGGCGUCUCAGGACCUUGUGUUCACGCCGCCCUACAACACGCAAUUGAUGAGCGGCCGCCGAGGAGAGACCAGCGCUUGAUUGGGCUUCUGCUCCAUCACGAUGUUGACGUCAAAACCAAGAACGAUGGAGCACCAAUCCUAUCAGCCAUUGCACAAGGCGAUGCCGAUCUGCUCCAGGUCCUCUUGAACAAGGGACGCCCGGACACCCGAACUGCUACGGCCGCAUUUAUGAAUGCCAUGGACGCGCGUGUGGAUAUAAAUUCACAAGUAAUUGGCGAGUCCUUGGGCAGAGUUCUGCAGGAGAAGCCGACAGACUUGGCGUUGUUGUCAGCGCUUCUCAAAUUGGGGAAGGGCGAUGUUAAUAUUAACACGGGCGAACCUCUUGUGUUUGCUGUUCGAAACCCAGAUCCUAGGGUUCUUGACCUGAUGCUGAAGGCCGGGAAACCUAACGCAGAAACAAUGGAUAUGGCAGUGCAGGCCAUGAACGAUGUACCAUCAACAGAUGAGAAAGCAGCCAAGCUAGAGUCCAUUCUCCGGAACAUAAAACAAAAAGAAACCCUAAAUAGACUUCUGGUCACCGAAGUCAACGCGAUUCUAGAGUGUCCACCUGAGAAACGGACGCUGGUGGUGUUGAAAGCUCUGUUGGCCGCUGGUAUCGACGUGAAUGCGGACAAGGCUGCUGCCCUUUGUUGUGCCGUGGGUCAAGCGGACAAAGUCAUCACGGAUGUGCUCUUCGCCGCUAAGCCUAGCUCUGCUUCAUUAGGAGAGGCAAUGCGAUUUGCCAUGAAUAUUCCAGACGAGGCCGACCGGCUGGCAUUCACGGCGAGGCUGUUGGAUGCUGGAGCCCCUGCUGCUGAGGCGAACCGAGCACUGACUUACGCCAUCACAGCGUGUCCCAGAGACUUGGCAUUGAUCCAUCGGCUUGUCGCGAAGGCUGACAUGAGAGAUGGCGAGGCGUUGGUGACAGCGGUGAGGAGAUGCCAUCCCGACCUGGUAGAGCUAAUGGCAAAAUCGAAAAGACACGCCACUGCGUCGCUCAACCAGGCAUUCUCCGCGGCCAUGAAAAUUGGUGAUCACGAGAUUCGGAAGUCUAUCUGCGAAUCCCUUCUCAACACGGGUGCAUCGGGUGAUGUGGUUUCGAAUGCCCUGCUGGACGCCGCUGGUACGGGCGAUUUGACCCUGAUAGCGAUCUUGCUCAAGCAUGGUGCCAGUACAGGUCAUCGAGAAGGCCAGUGCGUGGUCGAGGCCUGUCGAGCUGGGUCCUGUGACGUUCUCAAAGUUCUUUUGUCCACCAGAGCUUCUAUCGACAAAAAGACAUUGGAGCGAGGCUUCCAAGCUGCAACAGAAGUCAGCGACCUGAAGCAGAGACUAAGCGUAUACAAAGUACUGCUGGACAAAGGCGUCACUGGCGAAGUCCUCGAUGCCGAGCUCGUGUCUGCUGCGCGCUAUGGGUAUGAUGCUGUCGAUCUUGUCCAGCUGCUUCUGCAUUUUGGUGCCUCUCCGGACCACAAUAAUGGAGAAGCGGUAUACAAUGCAACCUGUUGUGCUUUCAUGGACAUCCUCAAAUUGAUGCUAGCUAUUUCCCCUGCGGGCGGCAAGCAGCAGAAGCCAUCCUCCAGGACGCUCGUCCGCUCACUAAAGGCCAGCUCGAAGUUGAGCACCGCGCCGAGGUUGCAAGUUGUCCAGUGGCUCUUUGAAGCUGGCCUGCAAAUUUCUGAUGACGUCCAUGUGGCUCUGAACAAAGUUGUCAACGAGGAGGAGUCAAGCAUUGAUCUCAUCAAGCUCUUUCUGGAAAAGGGGGCCUCACCUACAGCUCUCGGCUGCAAGAGUCUGGUCGAUGUCGCGCAGAUACAGAACCUCGAGGUCCUGGACUUAUUCUUGAAAUGUGAGAUCUCUUUAAAAGAUAUCUCUUGGACUAUGAAGGAGACCUUUAUUCCGGCGGCAGUGGACGUCUGGCUCUCGCCACGUGGUCUCGAAGUCGCACGACGUCUGCUGGCGAAAGGUGCUGAAGGCGAGGGGCUCUCUGUUGCGCUCAGCGCAUCACUAGACUACCUGGGCACUGAAAAGGACGGCAUCGCACGGCAGUUCGUCAGCAUCCUGAUUCAACACAAUGCAGACGUAAAUCAAGGCCAUGGCGAACCCCUCGUAAGGGCCACAAAGACUGGCGAUACCCAACUUGUUCAGCAGAUGCUGCAACAGGGACCGAACGCAGAAUCCUUGUCCAUGGCCUUUCCGUACGUGUUCGACCAUGAACUCAAGGAUAACGAGGUGUUAGACUUCAUCACGCUAUUCACACAUUUCCAAGAUGGAGAGAUACAGCUGGAUCCGAAAUUCCGACACCCAGAUUCGGCGCCGACCAUUUUCAAGGCAAUCUCCCGUUAUCCCCGCUCCACCAAAAUUGUCGAGACACUCCUUGACGCUGGUUAUUUUUACGACGAGCCGUGUAGUGUGCGAGUGCUCGACGAGGUCGAAGAAGAAGAACAGGCCAACCUGCUAAUAUGGUGCCUCCUGCAGCCUAUGAAAAGGGUGAGCAGCGACGUUAUCACGACGUUGAUCAAGAGGGGCGCUGCGGUCAACAUUGAAACGCCACUCUCCAAGACAACUCCGCUUAUGCUGGCCAUAAAGGAAAAGCGCAAGGAUAUUGUCCAAGCGCUUGUCAUGGCAAACGCCGAGGUCGACGUUACCGACGUGACGGGCAACACGCCCCUCACCCUAACUACACAGAUUGGUGGCGACCUGGGCAGAACGAUGAUGUCCAGCAUCCUCGCGGCCGAACCGUCACAGAACGAUGGGUCACUACAUAACGCUGCUCGAGACCUGGACAUCCGGACAAUGCAAGUGCUGGUGGACUUCGGGCACGAGGUCGAUUUCCCAAGUCCUCUUCACGGCGGCAGGACGGCGCUGGGCGAGCUCUGUCUCCAUAGUUCCGACGCAGGUCCUCUGACAGCGGCGCAAGAGAAGGCCAUGGAGAAAGCCAUGACGUACCUGAUGAGGCAGGGCACAGACCUCAGCUUGCUUUCGGAUGGAAAAUCGGUCUUAUAUCUCGCCAUGGAAUCAGCCGACGCCGUUCCGACGACGAGAGCACUCCUGAAGGUCGGCAUGUGGAAGCACAUCAACCGACAAUGGAAUCUAUAUACGGACGGCGUGUGUACAUACUCGCCAACUCAGUACGCCAAGCGCAUUCUACGACAGAACGAUACGUCCGAACAGUUGCACACCCUCCUCAAGGCCAACCGAGGAGAGGACAUAUACUUCGCCAACGAAGGGCCGCAGCCCGAGGGCGCCAUCGGCCUGCCUGAUGACAUUGUUCGCGCGGAACGCGAGCGCAAGGCCCGCCUGGAGCGGAUCCAGCUCGAGGCGGAGGACCACACGCGUGCUCUGUCGCGCACCCAAGAGGUUGCCGACAUCCACCUUCAGAUCUUUGCGCAGCGGGCGGCACUCGAAGAUGAGCGGGCGCGGCAGAAGCAGCUCACGGAGCUCAACGGAGUGCGGGAGAAGGCGCAGCUCGAGGAACAGUUAUUCAACGAGGCCGUGCGGCGGCAGCGGGCGGAGCAAGCGGCGGCGCUGGACCAUCAGUCGUCGCUGAUGCAGGUGGAGGCGGAACGCAAGCGGCUGCUCUUCGAAACGGAGUACGAGGGAGAGCAGAAGAGGCAGCAGCUGCUCCUGGCCUUCGAGGGCCAGCAGGCCUCAGCACGCAUGGAUACCGCGCGCCAGAUGAGUGCACUCCAACGCAGAGAGCGAGAGGACAUUAACGCGUUCGAGAAGGAGCAGGAUAAACGGCUGCAGGCCCGGAUGACGCAGGAGCGCAAACUGAUCGAGAGCAAGAACCAAAUGGCGGCGAACCUGGCAGCUUUGGGGAUGCCGCAGCGGCGGCAGAUUGGAUACGUUUCGGGAGAGCUGGAGUGAUGGAAAUGUCACGAGAUUUGAUAUUUUGACGAAUUUUGCUUGGUGUUUAAACAUGGAUGGGGUCCGAGGAAAUUAUUCCUUAGGUAAAGGAAUAGAGUUUGGGUCAUUUAGGGACAGUGUCUAUACAUUCACUAUAUCUCAAAAUAUAUCUACCUCUUCGGUUGCAUGUCUC
Molecule: messenger RNA, 5899 nt
Organism: Cryphonectria parasitica EP155
Lineage: Eukaryota; Fungi; Ascomycota; Sordariomycetes; Diaporthales; Cryphonectriaceae
Product: ankyrin
Exons: 4
Coding region: 280-5727 (1815 amino acids)
Molecular function (GO): protein binding
Source: RefSeq, a predicted model, not a curated record